This is a messenger RNA of Mycena indigotica, 318 nucleotides long. Its product is annotated as zf-Tim10-DDP domain-containing protein. The record is from RefSeq and is a predicted model, not a curated record. Bases 52 to 318 code for a protein of 88 amino acids. Lineage: Eukaryota; Fungi; Basidiomycota; Agaricomycetes; Agaricales; Mycenaceae. The transcript has 4 exons.
CCUGUUUCCGCUCCGUCUCCACAAAGGCUGCACCUUGCUUUAGUGCUCUCUAUGAGUCAUCAAUUUGACGAGGAAACGAAGAAAGAGCUCGCCAAGUUUCUUGAAGGGCAACAGGCCGAAGCUCAGGUGUACUCAACUGUCCAUAACCUCACUCAACUCUGCUGGGACAAAUGCAUUACCGGCGCUCCGUCGUCGCGUUUUUCGCGCUAUGAGGAGAGUUGCCUGGCUAACUGUGUUGGAGCAUUCCUGGAUACUACCAAGCAUAUCGUCAACAGAAUUGAAGAACAGCGCAAAAACAACAACAACGAAUCCUUAUAA